This is a messenger RNA of Lithohypha guttulata, 717 nucleotides long. RefSeq lists its product as uncharacterized. The transcript has a single exon. Lineage: Eukaryota; Fungi; Ascomycota; Eurotiomycetes; Chaetothyriales; Trichomeriaceae. The record is from RefSeq and is a predicted model, not a curated record. Bases 1 to 717 code for a protein of 238 amino acids.
AUGACGUCCUCGAGCCUGCCCCUAUACAUCGCCAUCGGUCUCCUGAUGGUCGACAGCACGAUCGAGCUCUCCUUGAUCUCAUCCGUGGUAGCUUGGCUGCAUCGUCGAGCAGGUGGUUCCUGGGAAGUCGCCUACAACAACAGCAGCUUCUCCCUUCACGGCAAACCCCUACACGAGCUCGUGGACCAAGGCCACUUAAGCAAUGGUGCAGCAGGCACAGCAUUUGUUCUGGUAGGCACGACUGGCACCCUCGUCUUAUUGAUGCGUAACCGUUCCAACCUCUGGAGAAAAGGCUUCACCAAGACGCUCUACAUGUUCUGGCUCAUUGCGACCGUUCUAUCCGCCAUCUUGACUCUAUGUGCGUUAAUCUUCACCUUCCUCGUAACCAACACCAACAGCGGACUGUCUAUCAAUCUCAGGUACGCCUCAAUAUUGAAAAAUCAACCAUAUCCCAACCAAGUCCCAUACGACCUAGGGCAAUGGACACCAGAAGAUUGGUUCCAUGCGGUCCUGCGAUUGGACCUAGUUCAUCAAUCAGAAAGGGAUGUUAUUUCAACCUGGAUAGCUGUAAUGAGGGGGUCAAGAUAUAAUCUGAUUCCAAUGUUUGUCAUUGGCGUUGCGGUUGUCGUUCUAGCGCUCUGGGAUGCAAACAAUCGACGCCGGAAAACAACAGAUUACAGAGGAACCAUGCAGGUCAAGGAAAUUCAGGCUGUAUGA